This is a messenger RNA of Schistocerca nitens (vagrant locust), 5669 nucleotides long. Its product is annotated as voltage-dependent calcium channel subunit alpha-2/delta-3-like. The transcript has 27 exons. The record is from RefSeq and is a predicted model, not a curated record. Gene Ontology annotation, molecular function: voltage-gated calcium channel activity. Bases 9 to 3656 code for a protein of 1215 amino acids. NCBI's taxonomy places the organism in Eukaryota, Metazoa, Arthropoda, Insecta, Orthoptera, Acrididae. Gene Ontology annotation, cellular component: voltage-gated calcium channel complex.
UCGCCGCGAUGGCGUCGCCGCUGCCGCUGCGGCUGCUGCUGGCCGCCGCUCUGCUCGCCUCCUGCGCCGCCCAGCUCGACUACGCCGAACCGCCCAAGAAACACUUGGUGUUAAAAUGGGCAGACCAGCUUGGGGAUGAACUAUGGAGACUAACUACAUCAGUAACAAGAGCACAUGAUGUUCGAGCUAGAUACAAAUACUUGAAUGCAAGUGUCAAGGAGAGAAGUGGUGCUGAACUUCUUAAAGCUAUGAUUGAGAAUGUUGAGCGAAUGCUCAAGUCAAAAAUUGUUUCUGUCAAGUGUAUAAUGCAGAAAGCAGAGCAGCUGGCUGAAAGCUUUGACCCUCUCGAUUAUGUGAACUUCACAUAUCACAGUGCAAAAUGUUCUCCUGUCAAUGAUGAGCCAUCAGACUCAGAAUCAUGUGAUGAUAAAUAUCCGUAUGCCCCAAUGUAUCUGGAACCUGAUCGACAGUUUAGCAGCAUUCCUGUAAACAGGAGUCACAGUUCAGUCCACAUGCCCACCAACGUUUUUGAUUUAGGAGGGGAUGUUUAUGAUGGAAUUAAGUGGUCAGAGGGGCUGGAUGAAGUAUUCAUUCAGAAUCUUAAGAGUGAUCCUACCAUAUCUUGGCAACUAUUUGGUGGUGCUACAGGAUUUAUGAGGAUGUUUCCAGCCAUGAAGUGGGCACAACCAAUAGAUCUGUUUGACUGCCGCACACGCUCCUGGUAUAUUGAAGCUUCAACUUGCAGCAAGGAUGUUGUCGUCCUGAUGGACACCACGGGAUCAAUGAAAGGCCUGAGGCACACGAUUUCCAAACACACAGUGCGCUCUAUUCUUGAUACACUUUCCAAUAAUGACUUUGUUAAUGUCUUCAACUUCUCAGAGAGAGCCCAGGAGACUGUGCCAUGUUUCAAGAAUAUGCUAGUACAGGCUACUUUGGAAAAUGUAAACACCCUGAAAGAUUCCUUGGAAAUAAUUGACACAGAAGGAGUUGCCAAUUUUUCCCAGGCAUUUAUUCAGGCCUUCAAACUUCUGGAGAAAUCUAGAAAUGAACGUGACUGUGGAGGAAAUGGUACAAGACUGACCUGUAAUCAGGCUGUGAUGCUGAUUACAGAUAGUGUAACAGGCAACAUAACUGAGGUUUUUGAGAUAUAUAACCGUUUAAAUAAUGGUAGUACAAUUCCUGUCAGAGUCUUUACAUUUCUAGUUGGUAGAGAAGUUACAAAAGUCAUGGAAAUUAAGUGGAUGGCGUGUCUAAACAGAGGUGUAUUCAAACACAUUCAGAGUCUCAAUGAAGUGCGAGAGACGGUGUUUCAGUACAUCCCAAUAGUUGCACAACCAUUAGUCUUGCAAGGCGAGGUACAUCCUGUUGUGUGGACCCAUGCAGAUGCUGAUGUUGAGGAUCCAAAGCUAGCAAAAUGGCUAUUUGAUGUGAUGGAAAAUUUAGAACAGAAAGAAAAGCUAGAUAAACAUUUCCGAAAUAAAGAACUGUAUUUCAGCCAACGUGAGGAGGACAAUGUUUAUAAGCAGACUGUAGUCAAGAAAGUAUGGGAACCAGAUGAAAUCAAAUUCCAGGAAUACCAUCUUGUUACUUCAGUGUCUGUUCCAGCAUUUGAAAGAAGAAUGGAGUAUACAACAGAUAACAAGACAGAAGCUCCUUCUCUUCUUGGUAUUGCAGGGAUUGAUGUUCCUAUUCCUGAAAUUGAGAAACUCACAAUGUCUUACAAAAUUGGUGUCAAUGGAUAUGCUUUCAUAGUUACAAAUAAUGGUUAUGUUUUACUUCAUCCUGACCUUCGCCCAGUGUCAUAUGGUUACCUGAAAGACAACUACAAUAGUGUAGACCUGACUGAAGUGGAACUUUUUGACAGCAUGUCACCUGCUGCACCACCUCGAGAGUUGCCAGAAAAAAUACUAGAGCUGAGGGAGAGGAUGGUAAACCAUGAAGAUGGAGAAAUAUUAAACAUUUCCAUGAAAUAUCACUAUGAUGACAUGCGACGUGUGAUGAGCGAAGAACGGAACUACUAUUUUUCCGGGUUGGAAGGCACUCCAUUUAGUCUUGGGAUUUCUUUGCCUGAAGGUUAUGGCAAAUUUUAUUUAAGAGUGAAUGACAUAAUAAAAGAUCAUGCUCGGAAAGGGAAGCCAGUUACCAAUUACUUCCAAGGAAAUAACUGGAAAGUGCAUCCAAACUGGUUGUAUUGCAGAUACUUCCAUGGCUCUCUCCACAACUUUACUUCACCAGAAAGAGAAGUGUACCACUUCUUGGAGAGUAUGAGCAGUACGAACUUUCAGUGGAAGGAAAUGUUUGCUGGUGAUCCCAUAGGUCAAGAAGAGGAUUACUCCACACGCUCAACUACACCUGUGAACUGUGACAGACCAGAAAUUACAGAAGAUGAAUAUUACUGCGAGAAAGAACUGAUGCAAAUGUUAGUGUUUGAUGGAAGACUGACCCAUGAAUUCUUUGGUGACAGUUGGUCAUUUGAGAACACUGAAAAGUAUUUAAUAAAACUUUACAACACUAGCCUUAAAUUUAUGGCAACACAGAGUGGACUAACAAGAUGGCAGUAUAUAAUGGAUACAGAAGAAGGCAAGGAUGAAAUCUCAGAGUUUGGUGACCUUUUCCCUCAUUCUGUGGACGAGGCAUGGUACAAAGCUGCAGUCAUUGAGCAUAAACACGAUCCAGAGUCAGUUGUCAUUUCUGCUCCUUUUGAUGCAGGUAGAAAGGAUGAUGUUCCCAUAACUAUGAGUUAUGCCAUAUUUCCACGAGAUGCUGGUAAGGAGGCACCAGCAUCUGUAGUAGGACUUCAGAUACAGCACAGGGCUCUUUAUGAUCGAUUCAUGUCCAUCACAGAAGAGGGUACUCACCACUACAAUGAAACUUGUGCACAUGAAGGACUGGACUGCUACUUACUUGAUAGCAAUGGCUAUAUAGUGAUCUCAGAGACACUGGAACAUACUGGCCAAUUUUUUGGGGAAGUGGAGGGUGCUGUGAUGAAAGAAAUGGUGGAGCAAGGCAUUUUCAGAGAAAUUCCAAUCUAUGAUUAUCAAUCAUUGUGCUUCACCAUGGUCCCAGACAGUAGUGCUGCUGGUGGACUCUGGACACCUAUUGCAUAUGUGCAGUGGCUUAUCAGUGAGCUACUGUUGGCUUUGCUCCGAAUAAAUGUACAGCAGCUCUGGUCUCUAAACUGGGCAACAGCCACACCUCUUGCAACAUUUGGGCCUACUACUGAGGCCCCAAAGAAAAAGAUGAAAAUGAAGAGGGUUGCCAAACCAUGUGAUCAGAAGUACAACUUAUAUGUGUUUCAUCCAGAGAACCUGGAAUGUGAAGAUUUCCAGUUUAUCCCAAGUCACUGUUCGAGACCAUUCAUUCCAUGCCGUGUUCCACACACAAGUCUACUACUGGUUGUGGUGGAUUCUAUGCGUCCAACUUGCUUUAGCCAUCUGAGUGCUAAGUCUGAAUUAGUGGACUACAAUGAUACAGAACACCCCUGCCACAAACUACCACUGAACAAACUACCUCGGAGUCGGUUCUCUGCAUGUUUCACUGAAGAUCCAAGGGAGGAAUUGGAUAAGUACUGUGGGGCAGCUGCAGAAACAAAAGCCAGCCAUUUCGCUCUGAGUCUGUGUGGAAUUAUGUUAUAUGUCACUUCCAAGAUACUCUGAUGCUGGCUGUGACUGUUUUGGGCGACUCAGAACAGUCACAAGUUAUAUAAAUACCUGUUCACGAGACAGGUUUUGUUCACCUGACUGUUACAUUUCUUUAAUUAUAUGGUCCAGAAAUUCCAAGAUAAGAAUCUCAUUGUAUGGUGAUCCAUAUUACUGUUCAACACUUGUGUUUAUUUGCUAUUGCUGCACAAAUUUUUAUAGAACCAAACCAGAUGAACAUGUAAAAACAAUAUACACACAUUAAAAAUGAAAUGUUCUCACAGGAAUAAAGUUCUACACUUUGUAACAAAGUGUGAUUGAUAUGAAUUCUUUUUUAAAAACAAAAUUCAAACUUGUGCUAUGAUUUCCUUUUAAAUAUAAUGUUAUGAAGUGAAAUGUAUAAGAAAGAAAACAGUUUUUUAAGUUAGUUGAGUAAUAUUAUAAAGCUGUUGAAUAACGGGGGUCCUAAUAUGACAAUGAUGCAUUAAGAAACACCAUUAUACAGCACCUAAGUUAUAUGUUUGAAUAUAUCUGUGGUGAAUGUUAUGAUACAAGCAUUAGUAAAAGUACAAACAUGUUACAAAACCAGUAAGACAAUCAGAAUUUCCAUGCAGAUUAUUCAGAUGACCUGGUUUAUGUACAUUAAAUAUGAAGUAACUUUUUACUCAUAAUGAAAUACCAUUUACAAAGAAGAAUGAUUUUUUAUGGAGAUGUGAUAAGUGCUGUAGAAAAAGACAUGUAAAAAAUAUGGUUCUUUCAUGUAAAUAAAAACUGCAGUUGUCUAUCUUACAUCCUGGCACAUUCUCAAUUGUUAAAGCAUAGCAUUGUAAUUUUUAUUUAGACAAUACAGUCAAAAAUACAAGAAAAUAUAAGACAUAAACACAAAAUAGACAUAAACACAAAAUAGACAUAAACACAAAAUAGACAUAAACACAAAAUAGACAUAAACACAAAAUAGACAUAAAUACAAAUGGUCACUAAACUGACAAGCAGUUGUUAUAUGUUAAUGUACAAUCUCCUUAUCCAGUUGAGGCUUGAUGGUGUAGCCAUGAAAAAGUUGUUUGGAUCACUCAGGUAGACUCUCAGUUUAAACUCCUUGACAACUCCACAAUCAUAGCUUGGGCUGGACUGCUUAUCCCAUUUGUGCAGGUUGUAUGCACACACUGUGUGUCCUGUCUGGAUGUGAUUUAUAUUGUUUUGCACAUGUUCUGGGAGUUGGAAAUCCUUAUAGCUCCGUAGGGUCAGUAUGAUGUCUCAUUCUAUAUGAAGCAUUCAUAGUUUAGGUUUCAAGCCAUUUGCUGUCAAUGAUGAAUUUGCUAUCAAGAAGCUGUUGGGCCAGUUGCAGGCCUGGAUUUGUGGAACAUAGUCAAUUUGUUGUCAACCCAGGAAUGUCUUCAUAGAUGUGAAGUUGAAGAUUGUUAAUUAUUUUGAAAUAUUCCUUCAAUAGGACUUCUUGUCCUCUUAACAUAGGUGGGGCUAUAUAGCAGGGUGUUGGAAGCCAGUUAAUGGAGUUGUUCUUAUGCAUCCAGAGAUGAUUCCCAUGGUUGUAUUGAGCUCAGUGUGUGUCUCAUUUAUGUGAGGGCUGUUCAACUACAGUGGAGCGCAGUAUUCAGCCUCAGAAGAUACUAAACUGACUGCAGAAGUUUGAAAAGUGUCUGCUUAUGCUCCCCAGUUACUACUGCAGAGUUUACAGAUAGGGUUGUUUUGUGUGUUUAUUUUCCAAGAAGUUUUUCAAAAUGCUUCCUGAGAGAUAGUGUCCUUUCAAGGGUUGUUCCAAGAUGACAUGGAUGACUCUAGUAGGGAAGCACUGUGUCAUUCACAAGGACCUCUAAUUCAUUGUGAGCUGGUCUAUUGUAGAAGUGGAAUGUACCGACUUUGGUUUUAGAAAGAUUGGGCACAAGUCUCCCAAUUGUAAAAUGUUUAUGUAGUUGGUUGAGUUAAUUAGUUAAAGAGUAUUUUAAGCACUUUUGAACUCCUUAUGCUGAAAUGUAAGUGCUGGAUUGUCAGUAUAUCCAAAUUUCUUUGCGCUGG